Messenger RNA from Hypanus sabinus (Atlantic stingray), 3700 nucleotides. It is a transcript of the gene waca, whose product is annotated as WW domain containing adaptor with coiled-coil a. The transcript has 15 exons. Gene Ontology annotation, cellular component: nucleus. The record is from RefSeq and is a predicted model, not a curated record. Gene Ontology annotation, molecular function: RNA polymerase II complex binding; chromatin binding. Gene Ontology annotation, biological process: positive regulation of TORC1 signaling; regulation of autophagy. Bases 295 to 2319 code for a protein of 674 amino acids. NCBI's taxonomy places the organism in Eukaryota, Metazoa, Chordata, Chondrichthyes, Myliobatiformes, Dasyatidae.
UCCGCAACGGUUUACUUUGCGCUGGCCGCCGAGCGGAGAGUCACGAAAGGUUUCCGGAAAGACCCGAUCGUCGGCGGGAGGGUCAGCUGUUACCGAUCGCUGACGCGUUACCCGUAUGUAGUAUGGGCCUCGUCCUCCUCAGUGUUGGUUUGUGUGUGUGAGAUGGAUCCCGGGAGUUGGUAGUCUCUUUCCUGGUUAAAAUAGAGGAAGGGUUCGUUUUUCUGUAUAUUUGUGUCCCCUUCAGAAAGAAAUAUCUAGUUUAGCUUUUGAUCCACUCCACACACAACAGCAUUGAUGGUAAUGUAUGCAAGGAAACAACCGAGACUCAAUGAUGGGUGUCACGACAGGAGGGAAUCCCAGCCCUAUCAGACUCUCAAAUACCCAUCAAAGAGUCACACAAGCAGCAGUGAUCAUCGUCAUGACAAAACUAGAGAAUCGGGAGAUCCAUCACCACCCUGUAAGAUGCUACGCCGUUCUAACAGCCCUGAAACUAAACAUAGUGAUAAUACAGGACAUAAGAGUAAAACUGUGCACUCACAUCGAGCCAGAGAGCGAGACGGAGGGACCAGCUAUUCUCCACAGGAGAAUUCACAUAAUAACAGUACUCAUCAUAGCUCAAAUUCACAUUCUUCUAAUCCUAGUAACAAUCCAAGUAAAGCUUCAGAUGCACCUUAUGAACCAGCUGAUGACUGGUCAGAGCACAUCAGCUCUUCAGGCAAAAAAUACUACUACAACUGCAGGACAGAAGUAUCUCAGUGGGAGAAACCCAAAGAAUGGAUUGAAAGAGAGCAACGGCAAAAAGAAGCAAGUAAAGUUGGGGUUGUUAACAGCUUCCCAAGAGAUCGCGAUUACAGAAGGGAAACCUUGCAACAAGCAACUACUGGCAGUGGAUUUACAAGUGGAAUGGAAGACAAGCAUUCCAGCGGUGCCGGUAGUAUGCUCUCCCAGAAUAUUUUGUCCCAGACAAACAGACACAAUGACAGAGACUACAGACUGCCCAGAACAGAGACUCCUGGUGGAGCUGCCUCAGUGCAGCACCCCGUCAAACCAGUGGUUCUCCCAACCACCAACCCAAGCACUGUUCCUUCUAGUCCUUUUAGUCUACAACCUGAGCAUCAGCCAAAGAAAUCCUUUGAUGCUAAUGGAGCAGCUACUGUACCGAAAGUGCCUACACCCACACCUUCUAUCCCCAAUCAGAAGACAGAGAAGAAAGUGGGACAAAUGCAAAGAAUGCUGGAGCCUUGGGGAAUAAUAAGGGCAAGAGGAACUUCAGCAUGUAAUCUGAUAAUCUCUGAAGGUGACAGCAGAGAAACAACCUCAGUGGAGAAGCCAACGUCUCAUUCAUGUGCUACUCCUUCAUCUUCAUCCUCCGGAAUGACUCCAGCUUCUCAGACACCAUCGGCCACUACAUCUACUGUUCCUGUUUCGCCUGUUCCUCAGUCACCUCUUCCUCCUUUGCUUCAGGAUCCAAAUCUUUUGCGGCAACUACUUCCUGCUUUACAGGCCACCUUGCAGCUUAACAAUGCUAAUGUGGAUAUGUCAAAAAUAAAUGAAGUCCUUACAGCUGCUGUCACACAAGCUUCUUUGCAAUCUAUGCUUCAUAAGCUCCUCACAACUGGACCAUCAGCUUUAAGCAUAACAACUCUCCUUUCCCAAGCUGCACAGUUGUCUUCUCAGGCCCCUCAAUGUAAUCAGUCUCCGAUGUCAUUGGCAUCAGAUGCAUCAUCCCCAAGGUCAUAUGUGUCUCCUAGGAUUAGUACACCACAGACUAACCCAGUUCCUCUUAAACCGCUGAUGAGUACGCCUCCUGUGACGUCUCAGCCAAAGUCUAGUGCUUCAGUUGUGAAACAAGGACCAGCACAGCAGCAAGUAUCUCAACAGACUCCUACUGCUGACAAACAUGGGCAUGAGCCUGGUUCCCCUCGUAAUGUUCAACGUUCAAGCAACCAGAGAAGUCCAUCACCGAGUUCAAAUCACAUCUCAAGCAGCAGUGCGACUUCAGUAUCAUCAACUACAACCGCACGUUCUUCAUGUUCAUUGACGCCGACGCUAGUUGCACAUUUCAGUGAAAAUCUUAUUAAACACGUUCAGGGUUGGCCUGCCGAUCAUGCGGAAAAGCAAGCAUCGAGGCUGAGAGAAGAAGCACACAACAUGGGAAGUAUUCACAUAUCUGAAAUUAGUACUGAGCUCAAAAAUUUAAGGUCUUUGGUCCGAGUAUGUGAAAUUCAAGCAACUUUGCGUGAGCAAAGGAUACUGUUUUUGAGACAACAGAUUAAAGAGCUUGAAAAACUGAAGAAUCAAAAUUCCUUUAUGGUGUGAGGACUUGUGAAGAAAUUGCACAUGGUUUAAAGCCAGGGACUGUAAACGUUUGCCCAAUCUUAAACUAAAAUUUUGAGCUGCGUUUGAGAAGGCUUUGGACCGUGGGGCUGGGCAAAAGGGUGGAAUGGGAGGGGGACAAGGAGGGUUCUAAUUCAGGGGAGAUAAAGUGGUUAAUUUGUAAACCCUUGAAAUGUAGAUUUCUUGUAGAUGUAUCCUUCACGUUGUAAAUAUGUUUUGUAGAGUGAAGCCAUGGGAAGCCAUGUGUAUCAGAGCUUUGACAUCUGAACUAAUCAAUGCUGAGGUGGCUAAAUACCUAGCCUUUUACAUGUUAACUUGUCUGCAAACUAGCUUUGGUAAUUUUCAUCAUUCAGUGAAAUGCAUUUCUUAGAAUGCUGGCACCAGCCAGUGUGCAUCACGGGCUGCAACAACUGGAACAGUUUGGUCAGUAUACAAAUUAGCAUGGAGCACCUUCAGAUUCCACAGACCCAGUCAGGCAGAGCUCCGCAGGCAGCUUUCUUCAUUGCAAGGCAAUUAUUUUUUUUCUUAAGGCAUUGUGGCCAACGCACUUGGGUUCACCAACUUUUCAUUCCUCCUUACAGCAGUUCAUAAGUUGUGUGCUGUUGUAUGAAUAAAAUAAAGAUUGUUGCAGUAGGUACAUUACAGAUUGAUUUCUUGUAUGCCUACCUAAUUGCUGUGUAUUUGCAUUUGUGUCCUGUUUUAAAACAAAAAAAAAUGGGAGCAGAGAAAGAUUGAUACAGGGCAUAUGUGUAUUUAUUAAGCGGCUGAAGCCACUAAAAAAUAGUAACAAAAAUUCAAUGUUAUUUGCUAACCUUGUUGACGUUGGGAAAAAGCUGGUUAUUCAUGAGAAAAUGUAUGUAAAUAUAAUAAACUUUUGUUGUUUAAAGCACUGGGUACCCUUCUUUUUAUUCAGCUACUGCAUAUAGGAAGCUGAACUGCUCUGGCAAACCUGAUUGGGAGUAAUCCUUGUUGGAUGCUUGUUUUUCUUUGUAUAGAACUCUAGCUUUCAAGAAGAGACAAGUUUGUGAAAAAUUGAAUGACAGAACGUUUUUUUUCCCCUUUCUGUAAGUGAUUCUGUGACUAAAACAAGAACUUCAACAAGGAUUUUGGAUUCCUUGCCUGUAAUUGGCUUGUGUAAAGUCUUGGUUUACCUGUAUUACUAUAAUGACACAUUUAAUUUGAAGGAUGUUUGUAUUGUAGCUAACUGUGCAAGUAAGGUGCUGACUGCUGUUCUUUUGCCAUCACAAUACGCUAGAUCUGUGUAAUUCGAGCACAUGGCCAUCAUUGGGAAAAUGGUGGUAAAGCUCAGCUUUGUAUAUUGUUUCCUAAAGUAUAUAAAAAAUAAAACUAUGCUACCACUGGA